Kwoniella shivajii is the source of this 2853-nucleotide messenger RNA. RefSeq lists its product as uncharacterized. Gene Ontology annotation, biological process: double-strand break repair via homologous recombination. Lineage: Eukaryota; Fungi; Basidiomycota; Tremellomycetes; Tremellales; Cryptococcaceae. Bases 1 to 2853 code for a protein of 950 amino acids. Gene Ontology annotation, molecular function: four-way junction helicase activity; nucleic acid binding; ATP binding. The transcript is spliced from 21 exons. Gene Ontology annotation, cellular component: chromosome; cytoplasm. The record is from RefSeq and is a predicted model, not a curated record.
AUGUCUGGCUUUCAGCUCUACACUGAAAGACUUAGUAUUCCCCCAUCAAAUGCUCAAGCUUCUUCCUCUCGCACCACCUCUUCUUCCCGAUCCCGCAAUAUUACGGGUCAAACCAUGAAUUCAUACAUGAGUACUUCGAACUCCGAACCUAUCUUUAUCGACGAUGAAGACGAUGAUGACAUACCGAUAGCUCAAGCGGUCAGUAGUAGUAAACCGUCGAAUGGGAUGAAGAGCGAGAGGAUGGAGAACGGCGGUUACCGAUUAGGAGGAAGAACAGAAAAAGUGCUUCCCCUAGAUGUUGAAGCGAAAGAAGCUUUGAAUGUGGCUCUUGCGAAAUUAGAUAGAGAAAUUAAAGAUGUGGAAGCGCAAUUGCGACCUCUUCAAGAACUUCAUUCAUCACUUUCAUCUGAAAGGAGAGCACUCGAAUCACAAUUACUUAAAGCGUCUUCGUUACCCAAACCGACUAUCGUUCCUUCCACUAAAGCCUCGGUCCAAUCUGGAUUGAUAGAUUAUCAAUCUUCAAAUUUCAUAUUCGCACCUCAGGUUAUGCAAAAUCUGAAAAACACUUUUCAUCUCAAUCACUUUAGGUUAUGUCAAGAAGGAGUCAUCAAUGCUGCUGUAGAUGGAAGAGACAUCGUUUGCGUUAUGCCUACUGGAGGAGGCAAAAGUCUGACAUAUCAAUUACCGGCUGUAAUGGGCAGAGGAUUGACCGUAGUCAUCAGUCCAUUAUUAGCUUUGAUAUGGGAUCAAGUUAGAGGAUUAAAGGAACUAGGAGUAGAGUGUGUGAUGAUGACUGGUGCAACGUCAACAUCGGAACAGAAUGAGAUCUACGAAAGAAUGAGAAACGGUUCUUCAACGGGCAACAAAGAGAUCAGGCUUUGCUAUGUAACGCCCGAAAAAGUAUCAAAAUCCAAACGACUGAUAUCCACGUUGGAAAAACUUAACGAAGGUGGAAGACUAAGAAGAUUCGUAAUUGAUGAGGCUCAUUGCUGCAGUCAAUUGGGACAUGAUUUCCGACCGGACUACAAGAAACUUUCGAUGCUCAAGACUCUUUUCCCUCGAGUACCAAUUCAGGCAGUAACUGCUACACUCAGUUCGAAGACCUUGCCCGAUCUUUUGAAGAUCCUUCGUCUGGGUCCGAUCACUGAUGGGAGAGCCGCCAAAUCUACUGGAACAGUGUUCUUCUCAGCACCUCUCUUCCGACCUAAUCUUCAUUACAAGGUAUUACCUAAGCCUUCCAAUGCAAAAUCUGCUAUUGCAGCGAUGGGGGCCUGGAUACAAAAGAAUCAUCCUGGGCAAAGCGGUAUCAUAUACUGCUUGAGUAAAAAGGACACAGAAACUGUUGCCGAAGAGCUCAGGGAGUGGUCAAACGGCGAUAUCAAGACCGGGAUUUAUCAUGCUGGAAUCGGAGAUUAUGAGAAAGAGAGAAUACACGUUGGAUGGAGACAAGGGAAAGUAAACGUUAUUUGCGCGACAAUCGCUUUUGGGUUGGGUAUCGAUAAGGGAGAUGUGCGAUACAUGUCGAAGUCCCUGGAAGGGUAUUACCAAGAAACAGGUCGAGCAGGACGAGAUGGUCAAGAUAGCGACUGCGUACUGUUUUACCGAGGUCAAGAUGCCGCAAGGCUAUCAUCAUUGACUUAUGGCGAUGUAGAUGGGUCAAGUAAAUUGCAAGAAAUGUUGAGAUUUGCUCAGGAUCUGAGGACAUGCCGAAAGGUCGCAUUUGCCAAAUACUUUUCAGCAUCAGCCCAUCUAUCUGCGUCCGCCUGGGAUGCUCCAGACAGUUUAUCCUCUUCGUCAGGUUCCACUUCUUCUUGUGGAAUAUGCGAUAAUUGCCUUCGACCGGCAGACUCUAUAAUCACAAAAGACGUGACCAUCGAGACGUGGAAAAUACUAAAGGUAGCUCAGGCUGUUGAGCGGGACGGAGGUAGAGUGACCUUAGCCAACUUGGCUGAUCUAGUAAGAGGUUUAGGAGGCGGAUUGUUCGGUGUAGUAGGAGGUGGGGAGGGGAAGAAAGGGAAGAGGAAACUGAAUGGCGAGAAAGAGAAAGUGGAUUUGGAAGAAGUCGGUGGGAAGAUUACGAUGAGCAAAGAUGAUAUUGAAGCGCUACUGACACAUCUAAUACUUCUGGGCUAUCUGAGCGAUUCGUAUCACGCUACAGCAUUCUCAGUCAACGUGUAUAUCAAACCAUCCGAUUCUGCUGUUCGUCUUACUAGACUGAGGUUGGAGGACAUACAAGCUGGUAAAGGAAUCCAAAUAGAAUGCACCUUCCUCGCAAUCGAGCCUAGAAUGGCAAAAAGCAAGAAAGGAAAGAAAUCAGAUACCGAUGAGGAUGCCGAUGAUGACGGAGGUGGAGAUGGAGUUGAUAAGCUGGAAAGGGGGAAAGGGAAGAGUGUCACGAAGAAAGCUAAAACGGAAAGUAAAGCUAAACCAAAAACAGGUAAAGCCAAAGGGAAGAAGCAAAUUUCAGACGAAUCUGGUGACGAAGGAGCGGGGAGAGAAUGGUUUGACCUCGACUUCGAUGAGAAGGGAAUUCUUAAACAGCCAAAAAGUAAAAAUGGAAACAUGAAGCUCUCGAGAUCGUAUUCAAAAGUUACUACUGCUAAACGAAGGGGUAAGCUGACAACAAAUUCUGUCGCGAAGGAUUUGGAAGAGAAAGAGGAUGAUGUUGACAUACAAGAUAUGAUGGACAACGAGCAUAUACAUGAUGUUGAAGAAGAGGAGGAGGACGAAUGGGAUGAUGAUGGUUGGGAAGGAAUUAUGGAUACUUCAGGGCCGGAUGGGUUCUCAGUUAUUAGGAGUGGUCCAACGAACAAGCAUGGGAAAAGAAUAGUCAGUGUGUCUGAUAGUGAUUAA